CGCCCCCCCAAAAAAAAGUAUUUAAGAAAAAAAAAGAAAGAGAAGGAAAAUUAAGGGAAUUAAUAAUUUAGGCUAAAAAGGUCACAAAAGAAACACUGUGUUAACAGAUUAGAUAUUGUUCUUGGCAUUACUUGCUGCUGGUUUUAAAGGGCAGAAUCAUACAGCUGCUUCCACAUUUCCUUGGGGGCAGUUGAGACAUAGAGACAUCCAGGCUAUGUAUCAACUAAAAAUUUAUAUUUUUAUAUUAGAAAAAGAGAAUGGGUAUUGCAGAUUAUAUAGCAGUCUGCCACAUUUGCUCUCGUGGGUCUUGGGUUCUGUGAGGUAAGGUAUCUCUUAUUGUGCCCUCAGUUUUCUAAUUAUUUUAGUGAGACUUUAGUAGUACAAAUGGAAGGUGAUACUUGACCAUUAUUUUUUCGUCUUUUAGAUUCUCAUGGCCCACUAUAUUUCUGGUUAGAUUGAAGUAGCAUGGCGAGGUUUUGUUUUGUUUGUUUGCGUAGUUGAUCUAGAGCAGCAGGUUUCCAAAUUUUUUGGUCAUGAGACCACUUUACACUCUUAAAAAUUACUAAGGGCACUAAAAAGCUUUGUUUCUGUGGGUUAUAUCUAUUUAUAUUUACCAUAUUAAAAAUUGUAGCAGACAUUUACAAGAAGAUACAAGUGAGCAUAGCCAUUAACUUGUACCCUACGGAACUCUCCACUAUACAGAUGGAUGGUAAAAAAAGCAAAUAAUGUUUUAGUGAUAUUACGAAAAUAAUAUUGACCUUGCAGACCCCUUGGGGACGCUGUAUCACACUUUGACAUCUACUGGUCUUGAGAACAUAACCUGUUUAUGCUGACAUUGGUAAUUGUUUAUAUUGCAGGGGAUAAGUGCUAGGACUGCAGAUUGAAAAAUAAAGGAAUUAAGGCAGGACCACUGCCACUGAGUAGUUAAUGGUCCAAAAAGAAGCAGUUGACUGACCAAUGUAUAAACUUCUUUCUUAUUAGAUUUGAGGGGAGUUGGUUUCUGUUUCUGAAUUAUAGAUAAAUUUGUGUGUGGGAGUUAAUAGAGUUAAAGAGAGAUUUAACUAUUGGUUUUCAUCUAUAGGAAUUUAAUAAAUUCUGGUGUUCAAGAUAUAUUGAAUUAAGCAUUUUAUACGUCUAGAAGCUCAUUGUGGAAAAGUUUGAUUUUUCUGUAUACUUACCAUUGUUUUUGGCCGCCCAGCCCUGAAUCUACCUUUUCUCACCUGGCACAUCCCACUUUGCCUCCUAAGGAAGUGUGAAGUGCUAGAUAUUUGCGUUUUUAACCACCUUUGCAGCCUGGCUGCAGGCGUGUGACCUAGGUUCUGCCAGUCAGGCACCUCCAUCUCAUAUUUUGAAAUAGAAACUAGUGACAUGAAAAAAUAUGUGGCACCUUCACAGGUGGUUUCCCAGACAGCAUCUGGUGUCGGUGAUGGAAGCCGCUGGCUGCCCCGCCCAUCAGUGACAGGCAGCAGACCAGUGCUGCUGUGUGAUUUGGGGUCAGGUUGCUGGGUAUGUAGCCUCCAGGCCCAAUUUCUCUGGCCUUCUUGGUAAUUUGUGACCUUUCCAUUAUCAUUCUGUGGAUUCAAGAGUCGGUGCCUUUGCUUGCAACUAAGAAUCCUGCUUGAUACAUUCUCAGAUGCAGUGUCUUUCAAAGUGUUGUUUGGAAGUCUCAUGUAUCAAAAUCACCUGCACCACAUCCUAACAAUGCUAUUGGUGGGCUUAAAACUAGGGGAUCCAGAAUCCUUUUGAGUUCCAGGAAUCUGCAUUUUAAACAAGUCUCCGGGUUAUAUGAUUUUAGAAGUGCUGUGCUAAUGUUUCCAACUUUUUAAAUUAUUUGUGCUCUGUUUAAGGAUCUGAGUAACCCCUAAAAGAAUUCAUUCUUGGCUUUUAGGAGACCCUAAUCAAUGAGUAACUAGUAUUUCCUUGUCCUAUUCUCUCCCCACCCAGCCUCAAAUUCUCCAUAAGCCUCUUUGUUCUGUCUCCUUAACUCUUUUAACGUCUUUUUUUUUUCCGUUUUAUUCUCACCAAAGAAGUGGUAAUUCCCCCAAAGGGAUUGCCUACAUUCAGUGGUCCCAGGAUUAAUUUGGAUUUUAAAAGUACACUGUGACUAGGGCUCUCUGUAGGUCCUUCUUUCUUGUGCAUUUCUGCAACCUGCAGGCCGACAGCUUGAUGUGUACUCCAGGGAUCACUGGAGAGGAUGAAGGGGAAAGAUCAGAACACACUAAGUGACUUUCCUUGGAAGGAUUUUCCAGCCAUGGAUUCAGAUGAAGUGAUUGAGAAGAAACAAUAAACACCAUCAUUUUGUAGACAGGACAACAUGGAUCAGCCGUUAACGGUGAAUUCCCUGAAAAAGUUAGCUGCCAUGCCGGACCACAGGGAUGUUUCCCUCAGCCCGGAAGAGCGAGUCCGCGCCCUAAGCAAGCUGGGUUGUAAUAUCACCAUCAAUGAAGAUAUCACUCCGCGCCGCUACUUUAGAUCCGGAGUAGAAAUGGAGAGAAUGGCGUCCGUGUAUUUGGAAGAAGGAAACUUGGAAAAUGCCUUUGUUCUUUAUAAUAAAUUUAUAACUUUGUUUGUAGAAAAGCUUCCUAACCAUCGAGAUUACCAGCAAUGUGCAGUACCCGAAAAGCAGGAUAUUAUGAAGAAACUGAAGGAGAUUGCAUUCCCAAGGACAGAUGAAUUGAAAAAGGACCUUUUAAAGAAAUAUAACGUAGAAUACCAAGAAUAUUUGCAAAGUGAAAACAAAUAUAAAGCUGAAAUUCUCAAAAAACUGGAGCAUCAGAGAUUGAUAGAGGCAGAAAGGAAGCGGAUCGCUCAGAUGCGCCAGCAGCAGCUAGAAUCGGAGCAGUUCUUGUUUUUCGAAGAUCAGCUCAAGAAGCAAGAAUUAGCCCGGAGUCAGAUGCGAAGCCAGGAAACUCCAGCGCAGUCAGAGCAGAUUGAUGGGAGUGCUUUGUCCUGCUUUUCCACACACCAGAACAAUUCCUUGCUGAAUGUAUUUGCAGAUCAGCCUAAUAAAAGUGAUGCAACCAAUUACGCUGGCCACUCGCCUCCCGUAAACAGGGCCUUAAAGCCAGCUGCAACUCUAAGUGCUGUUCAGAAUUUAGUGGUUGAAGGACUGAGAUACGUCGUUUUAUCAAGAGAUCUUUGCCACAGAUUUCUGCUCCUGGCAGAAUCUAAUACAGUGAGAGGAAUAGAAACCUGUGGAAUACUCUGUGGGAAACUGACGCAUAAUGAAUUUACUAUUACCCACUUAAUCGUGCCAAAACAGUCUGCGGGACCAGACUAUUGCGAAGUGGAGAAUGUAGAAGAAUUAUUCGGUGUUCAGGAUCAACACAAUCUCCUCACUCUGGGAUGGAUCCAUACACAUCCAACCCAAACUGCGUUCUUAUCCAGUGUUGACCUCCACACUCACUGUUCUUAUCAGCUCAUGUUGCCAGAGGCCAUUGCCAUCGUCUGUUCACCGAAGCAUAAAGACACCGGAAUCUUUAGGCUCACCAAUGCUGGCAUGCUUGAGGUUUCCGCUUGUAAAAAGAAGGGCUUUCAUCCACACACCAAGGACCCCAGGCUGUUCAGUAUAUGCAAACAUGUGUUGGUAAAAGACAUAAAAAUAAUCGUACUGGAUCUGAGGUGAUAUGUUCCGAAGAUUAGCACCGUCCACGCCAGACACUUACCCAUGGACCUGUGGUUGCUGGAUUUUCUUAAGAUGUUUCCAGAAAUGACUGACAUUUUAUAUUUAUACAUUUUAGAUCAGAAAGUUUGAUAUUUAUUACUUUUGCACAUUUUGAAGCUUUCUUUUUGGGUUGCUUUGUCUCAAGAGAGGUUACCAUGGAGUUAAAUCAAUACCUAUUAAUGUGCCCAAAUACUAUGACCAGAUAAUAAAUUGUGCCGCAAACAACAA
Messenger RNA from Delphinapterus leucas (beluga whale), 3892 nucleotides. NCBI's taxonomy places the organism in Eukaryota, Metazoa, Chordata, Mammalia, Artiodactyla, Monodontidae. The record is from RefSeq and is a predicted model, not a curated record.